AUGUCGCUGUCAUCUAUCCUUUCUGCUGAUGCUAUCGCCACUGCGAUCAAGGACUGCCAAGCACCGGACUCCUUCUGCCCAAAAAAGUUCUUCCAGGACUGUGGCCUCACCAAGAAGAGUCCCCAGGAUGUGAGGAAGGUUUUUGGCGUUCUGGACAACGAUGGAAGCGGUUACAUUGAGGAGGAUGAGCUGAAGUUUAUCCUCCAGAGGUUUUGUCCUGGCGCUCGAGUCCUGACAGACACAGAGACCAAGACCUUCCUGAAUGCUGCCGAUGACGACAGCGAUGGGCGGAUUGGAGUAGAUGAGUUCCAAGCUAUGGUCCUGUCUUAAACACGUCACAUCUUCUCCAUUGUACAUGGCUUCAAGGGCUUCUUUUAGUUUCCAUCUGGUCCACCUUGUCAUCAUGUGUUUUCCCC
Messenger RNA from Doryrhamphus excisus (bluestripe pipefish), 416 nucleotides. It is a transcript of the gene pvalb8, whose product is annotated as parvalbumin 8. Gene Ontology annotation, molecular function: calcium ion binding. Gene Ontology annotation, cellular component: cytoplasm. The record is from RefSeq and is a predicted model, not a curated record. Lineage: Eukaryota; Metazoa; Chordata; Actinopteri; Syngnathiformes; Syngnathidae.